AUGGAGAACGACGAUCAAGAAUCAAUCAAUUUAAUUAUUUUCGCAGGAUUUGAAACCUAUCAGCCGCUUGGGAAACCACAUUUGUCUCCAAACUCCGGUAAGAAGACUUAUUUACCGGAGGUAGAUGAAUCGCUUAAACUGAAGGAUAAGAUGACCUUUGAUACGAUGAACAACGCAUUCCUCUUUUAUCAGCAGUAUGCAAUGGCUUCAGGCUUCACUGCCAGGAAGUCUUCUCAAUACACGCAUCAUGGUGUUAUAAAAUCUAAAUGGUUCGUUUGCUCAAAGGAGGGGACUAAAUCUUUGAAGGCGAUCGAUACAUCUAAAAAGAUUGACACCUUAAAUAAUGGGUCAAAGAGGAAAUUUGUUCGUCGUGUUCCUUCUAUAAGGACGGGGUGCGAAGCACAUAUGUGUGUAAAGUUAAUGCCUUUGAAUCUAUACGAGGUAUAUCCUUUCAAUGAGGCACAUAAUCACUUUUUUGUUGCUGAGGAAGAUAGGCAUUUACUCCCCGCUAACCGAGGUAUGAACUAUAUGCAAGAGCAAGCCGUUAACGCGUUGAGCGCCUUGAACAUUGGACCUGUCAAAGCGUUUAAUAUCAUGAGGACAUUGUAUGGUGGGUUUGACAAGGUUGGGGCAACCAAAAACGAUUUUAAAAAUUUCAAGCGAGACCUGAACAGGUAUAUAUCUGAGUUUGACGCUGAUAUGAUGAUUAAACGGCUUAUGAGGAAGAAAGAGUACAUGCCAAACUUUUCAAUGGAGUGUAUAACAGACGAAGGUGGGGUUUUAAGGGGUUUGUUUUGGGCAGAUGAAGAUGCCACAAGGAACUUUCGGUACAACAUGAUGUUUGUUCCAUUUACCGGUAUCGACAAUCACAAUCGCAACGUUACUCUUGGUGCCGCUAUAAUAGGAAACGAAACUGCUGAAACUUACAGUUGGUUGCUAAAUGUGUUUCGUCAAGCAUUUGGCCGUGCCCCUCCGGUGAUUGUCACCGACCAAGACCCAGCCAUGCCAUGA
Helianthus annuus (common sunflower) is the source of this 1011-nucleotide messenger RNA. RefSeq names its product protein FAR1-RELATED SEQUENCE 5-like. Lineage: Eukaryota; Viridiplantae; Streptophyta; Magnoliopsida; Asterales; Asteraceae. Gene Ontology annotation, biological process: regulation of DNA-templated transcription. The transcript has 3 exons. Bases 1 to 1011 code for a protein of 336 amino acids. The record is from RefSeq and is a predicted model, not a curated record.